Messenger RNA from Diaporthe batatas, 3673 nucleotides. RefSeq lists its product as uncharacterized. The transcript has 4 exons. Bases 553 to 2796 code for a protein of 747 amino acids. Gene Ontology annotation, molecular function: RNA binding. Lineage: Eukaryota; Fungi; Ascomycota; Sordariomycetes; Diaporthales; Diaporthaceae. Gene Ontology annotation, cellular component: ribonucleoprotein complex. The record is from RefSeq and is a predicted model, not a curated record.
AAAAAACUUCAUCAAAAAAGGCCAGUCGACUCCGCAGGCCCCUUCCUUCCUUCCCUUCCUCCCCCCUCAACCCACGAACAACCUCUUAUCCUCAAGAAACCCUUCACGGUCGCGCGAGCUUCAGAUUCCCUACGUACGACUUCACCAUCGUACAUGUGUUCUGUUCUCGUCUUUCCCAAUCAGAAAAACUCCACAAAAAAAAUUUGAAAACUCCCGCAAAAAAGACCAAAUCCCAGCCAACCCAAACCAAAAAGAAAAAGAAAAAAACUACAAAAUCACAACAAAAACCUCAUCCCCUCCCUCCUUCUCUUCAAACAAGUCAAGACGCGGAACUUGUCGUCUUCUUCUUUGAUCAGAUCAAGCCCUUGCGACCUGCCAAUACCGAAUCCGACAGAUUCCAGCAUCACGCGGUCCUCCUUUGACCUCCCUGGUUUGCUUUGUCUGCAGUCAAGCACACCGUCUGGUCAACCUGGUCCACUCGUCGUCGCCGCACGAUCCCAUCGCAUCAAGACCCAUACUUAGUGUCGUCAAGCGCACCUUUCAUCCUUCGAAAUGGCCGCCCCUGCUUCCACCGCCGCUGUUGACCAGCUCGCUGCUGAUCUCGGCAACACCAGCCUCAACGGCUCCGACAAGAACCCUGCCAACAUCAACACCGCCGUGAACCCCACCGAGGGUGCUGAGGAUGGCGCCCAGCCUACCCCCAACUCCGCCGCCCCUGGCAACCAUGCCUCGUCUGCCUCCCUCUACGUUGGCGAGCUGGACCCCACCGUCACCGAGGCCAUGCUCUUCGAGCUCUUCUCCCAGAUCGGCCCCGUCGCCUCCAUCCGUGUUUGCCGUGAUGCCGUCACCCGCCGCUCUCUCGGGUACGCCUACGUCAACUACAACACCACCGUCGAUGGCGAGAAGGCUCUUGAGGAGCUGAACUACACCAUCAUCAAGGGCCGCCCCUGCCGCAUCAUGUGGUCCCAGCGUGACCCUGCCCUGCGCAAGACCGGCGCCGGCAACGUCUUCAUCAAGAACCUCGAUGUCGCCAUCGACAACAAGGCUCUGCACGACACCUUUGCUGCCUUUGGCAACAUCCUGAGCUGCAAGGUCGCCCAGGACGAGCACGGCAACUCCAAGGGCUACGGUUUUGUCCACUACGAGACCGACGAGGCAGCCUCCCAGGCCAUCAAGCACGUUAACGGCAUGCUGCUCAACGAGAAGAAGGUCUACGUCGGCCACCACAUCCCCAAGAAGGACCGCCAGAGCAAGUUCGAGGAGAUGAAGGCCAACUUCACAAACGUCUACGUCAAGAACAUCCAGACCGACUGCUCCGACGAGGAGUUCCGCGACCUCUUCACCAAGUACGGCGACAUCACCUCGGCUUCUCUUGCCCGCGACCAGGAGACCGGCAAGAACCGCGGCUUCGGUUUCGUCAACUUCACCACCCACGAGGCUGCCUACAAGGCCGUCGAGGAGCUGAACGGCAAGGACUUCAAGGGCCAGGACCUCUACGUCGGACGUGCUCAGAAGAAGCACGAGCGUGAGGAGGAGCUCCGCAAGUCCUACGAGGCUGCCCGCAUGGAGAAGGCCAGCAAGUACCAGGGCGUUAACCUGUACGUCAAGAACCUGAGCGACGAUGUCGACGACGAGAAGCUCCGUUCCAUCUUCUCCGAGUUCGGGCCCAUCACAUCCGCCAAGGUCAUGCGUGACGCGAUCGAGGCCGGCGAGGAGCAGGAGGACACCGAGGGCAAGGACAAGGAGAACAAGAAAGAGACCGAGGAGACCUCUGGCGACGACGAGUCCGGCGAGAAGAAGUCGGACAAGAAGUCAGACAAGAAGUUCGGCAAGAGCAAGGGCUUCGGUUUCGUCUGCUUCAGCAACCCUGACGAUGCCACCAAGGCCGUCGCCGACAUGAACCAGCGCAUGAUUGACGGCAAGCCCCUCUACGUCGCUCUGGCCCAGCGCAAGGACGUUCGCAAGUCCCAGCUUGAGGCUAGCAUCCAGGCUCGGAACCAGAUCAGAAUGCAGCAGGCUGCCGCCGGCAUGCCUGGCCACUUCAUGCAGCCACCAGUCUUCUACGCUCCCGGCCAGCAGGGCGGUUUCCCCGGCGCCGGCGGCCGUGGCAUCCCUUACCAGCUCGGCAUGCCCAUGCCUGGUGCUCAGGGUGGUCGUCAAGGCCAGUUCCCCAACGCUUUCCCCGGCCAGCCUGGCGGUGGUCGCGGAGGCAUCCCCCCUCAGCAGAUCCCCCCCAACAUGUACGGGAUGCCUGGAAACUUCCCUCCUGCCGGCUACAACCAGCCCAACAACCCUCAGUUCAUCCAGGCCCUGCAGCAGGUCCAGCACCAGGCUGCUGCUCUCGCCGGUGGCCGCGGCGUUCAGCCCGGUCGCGGCCCAAUCCAAGGUAUGGGAGGCAUCUCUGGUAACAUCCAAGGCGCUCCUGGCCGCGGCAACAUGGGCCGACAAGGCCUCCCCCAGGGCGGUCGUGGCGCCCCACCACCACAGAUGGGCCCCUCAGCUGACCUGAGUGCCACUGCACUGCUUUCGGCUCAGGUCGCUGCUGCGCCUCCACCUCAGCAGAAGCAGAUCCUGGGCGAGGCCAUCUUCCCCAAGAUCUCCGCUAUCCAGCCUACCCUGGCCGGCAAGAUCACUGGUAUGCUUCUGGAGAUGGACAACCAGGAACUCAUCAACCUCACCGAGGAUGAGAACGCCUUGCGUGCCAAGGUUGACGAGGCCAUGAACGUUUACGACGAGUACGUCAAGAACCAGGGCGACGAUGGCGAGAAGGAAGAGAAGGCGGAGCCCAAGGCCUAGAGGGUCUAGACACUCGCCAAACUUUGAAACGGCCAUCGCAAGCGCUUCUCGAUAUGAUACCCUUGAUUACUUAUCUUUCUCGAUGACCCGCACGACUCUCUACGGUUUUGACAGCACACUUCGUGCUGUUUCAGUUGGCUCUCAUGGGAGAGCCCAAUCUGACGACGAGACUCAACGACCGAGGAAUUUCGGCAUCUUCUAGUUUGGUAUCUCUGGUCGUUCUGAGGCGGCGCUGUCAAAGCAUUCUUCGUGGACCAUCUCAAUGUGUCCCACAGCGCUCGGAGGAUGUACCCUGGUUCUUGUUACACGGUUCAAGCACCCACGCUUCUACCAUGCAUUGUUGAACGAUUUUCUUUUUCUCUUUUCUUUACUCCCAAGGGACGGUGAACCCACGGCUUGGACGAUUAAGGAUGGACCCCCCGCGUACACGAUCUUCUCGGAACGGUCUUCCUCCUUCUCGGCGGUUUUCUACUGGCUGGCGUUAAUAGGUUUCCUUUCCGGUUGCUGCUCGUGUUUUUUGCCCAUGAAAGGGGGCCGCCAUGCUCGGAACCAUUUUCUUUCACCCGAGCCGGGCCGAGCUUUGAGAUCAAACAAUACCCCCGUCGUCACCUGCCGGAAUUGAGGCUUGUGCGACUUUACGUCCAUUUAUCGAGAGGGAGAAAAGGGAACAUGGAAGGGAUGGGAAGCGAUGAGGAGAAGGAGGAUGAACGGGAUUGGGGGGUGGGUAUGAGGAUUAUGAUGAUAUUGAUUAUUUGCUGCCUCUUUUUCAUUUUCAUUUUCAUGAUGAGAUGACUAUGGAUGGAUGGCGAUUGAUGAUCGGUAGAGUUAGGUACUAUUAUGGACCCCCGGAAAAGUUCUUGAGGUUUUUGUUUGAUGA